AUGAGCCUGGCUCCAUCCUGUCACCUCUCAUUGCUCCUUCUGCUCGUUGCAAACCUAUCAGAUUCGUACGAGGACAGAAUCAUCGGGGGUGCAGAGGUACAGCCCUACUCCAUCAAGCACCAAGCCUCCCUCCAGUUCAUGAACUACCACUUCUGUGGAGGCACCCUCAUCCACCCGCAGUGGGUGGUGUCUGCUGCCCACUGCUGGAGACCGAGUCAGCUGAUCCAAGUGGCCCUGGGUGAGCACAACAUCAUCGAGGUGGAGGGCUUUGAACAGAGGUUCAACGUCUCUUUAGUCGUCAAGCACUACGAGUACCAACCCUGGAUAUUUGACAAUGAUAUCAUGCUGCUUAAGUUGGACCGUCCAGCUAUCAUCAACGCCAGGGUCGAGCCAGCCUCUUUGCCAGACCCAGACUCACCGCCCUUGGCCAACCUUGCCCGGUGCACAGUCAGCGGCUGGGGUGUAACCUGGCUCAACAGCUACAUGUUGUCACCUGUACUGAGGUCUGUGGAUGUGGACAUCAUCAACAACUGCUGGUACUACUACUACUUCAGGAUCACUAAGAACAUGGUCUGUGCUGGCUCUCUCUAUGGUGGGAAAGACUCCUGUCAGGGUGACUCAGGGGGACCUCUUGUUUGUAAUGGUAAAUAUGAGGGCAUUGUAUCUUGGGGCAUCGGCUGUGCCGAUGCUUACUACCCCGGCGUCUACACCAAGGUCAGAAACUACCUCGGAUGGAUCAACUGGGUCACACAGAACAACUAA
Molecule: messenger RNA, 762 nt
Organism: Perca fluviatilis (European perch)
Lineage: Eukaryota; Metazoa; Chordata; Actinopteri; Perciformes; Percidae
Product: anionic trypsin-like
Exons: 5
Coding region: 1-762 (253 amino acids)
Biological process (GO): proteolysis
Molecular function (GO): serine-type endopeptidase activity
Source: RefSeq, a predicted model, not a curated record